This is a messenger RNA of Mesorhabditis belari, 294 nucleotides long. Lineage: Eukaryota; Metazoa; Nematoda; Chromadorea; Rhabditida; Rhabditidae. The record is from the annotation of a GenBank genome assembly.
AUGCUUCAUCUGAUCGACUUUUUUCUCCCAUUUGACACCCCAUUGAGUGUUCGGAAACAAUUGAUGGAUCGGAUAGAUGAGGGAAUCUCGGCAUUGGAUUUCUAUGGAGAUGAAAGUGUUGAGGAGACGAAAGAAUUAAACUCACAACCGUUAAACCUUGCCGUUCAAUGUCACCUCGCUGGAUUUUUGGCCAAAAUUUUGAUCGGAUUUCUUCCAGAUAGGAUUCGAGAUCGAAGUAAUCUGAUCAAAGAUGUAAUGUGGAUAACAUGGAUGUCAAAGUUGAGAAAUUCCUUA